Molecule: messenger RNA, 1601 nt
Organism: Andrographis paniculata
Lineage: Eukaryota; Viridiplantae; Streptophyta; Magnoliopsida; Lamiales; Acanthaceae
Product: nucleolar GTP-binding protein 1
Exons: 15
Coding region: 173-1504 (443 amino acids)
Biological process (GO): ribosomal large subunit biogenesis
Cellular component (GO): nucleolus
Molecular function (GO): RNA binding; GTP binding; GTPase activity
Source: RefSeq, a predicted model, not a curated record
AUAACUGAGAUGAAACAGCCGACUUCAAUAAUUGGGCUUCAAUUUAACAUAAGGGCUGCAGUACUAUACCUGAAGCCCAUGAAAUGUUACGUAGGCCAUUCAUAUUGGCCCAAUUUUUCGGACGGAGCAAACCUUUGGGUGGAACGAGCGAGAGAGUAGCGCGGGGGAGAAGAUGAGCAGCGCUACAUGGAGUCGACUCCAGCUAUGGCCAAUGCCGCCAUCUUCUCUGUUCUUUACACGCUGCAAGCUUCCCAUAGCUGGGAGUUUGGUGCCUCCAACAAUUAUGCAGCAGCCGACGUUGUGUUUCUGUCGCCAAAUUCAGACGACUACCUAUGAAGUUGUUAAUGGAAGCUACGUUCCCAACCGUGAUACCCAACCAAGCAAGGAUGGAAAAAUAACGCCUCUGGAAGCUGUUGGUGCAUUUCAGAAGCUUCCAAUGGUGAUGCCUUCAGUUGAUAUUCUAUAUUCAGCAUUGAGGAAGGCAAAGAGGAUCUCACCAACAAAGGGUAUUGCUAAUGCUGCAAAGCGUGAAAGAAAUAAGGGUGCAAAACAACUUGAUGCAUUAAUGAAGGAGCUUGCUCUGCCGUUGAGAACUUACAAGGAGAACUUCCCCAACAAAAAAUAUUUGCAUCCGUAUGAACGGUCUCUUGUUGAGUUGACUCUUGGAGACGGAAACUAUGAGGAGGUAUUGGGAAAGAUUGAUACAUUGCGGAAGAAAUUGGUAUCGGUAGGGAAAGAGCAUGCCUCCAUAUGUGCCAAGUCACUAUCUAAGCGCGAAGCUGAGGAGCGGCUGAGUGAGGGAAUGAAAAGAAUUGAAGAAAUCUUUAAUUCUGAAGGAAAAGCUAUAGAUGACCUUUUGAAUAUUGCGAAGACGUUGCGGGCAAUGCCAGUAGUUGAUCUAGAUACACCUACUCUUUGUCUUGUUGGUGCUCCUAAUGUCGGAAAGUCAUCUCUGGUGCGAUUGUUAUCCACGGGAAAGCCUGAGGUGUGUAAUUAUCCAUUCACAACAAGAGGUAUUCUCAUGGGCCAUAUCACCUUAAGCUUCCAGAAUUUUCAGGUCACAGAUACACCUGGUUUAUUAAGAAGACGUGAUGAUGACCGGAAUAAUUUAGAAAAGUUGACACUUGCUGUCCUCUCUCAUUUACCAACUGCCGUGCUCUAUGUUCAUGAUCUCUCUGGAGAAUGUGGUACCUCACCUUUAGAUCAGUAUAUCAUUUACAAGGAAAUAAAGGAGAGAUUCAGCGACCAUCUCUGGCUCGACGUCGUGUCUAAAUGUGAUCUGUUAAGUGAUGCUCCUGCAGUCAUCACUGCAGAAGAUGGCGAUGCUGAUAACUUCGAGCUGGCAAAGUAUCGCAGAAUGGGACCUGAUGGAGCGAUCCGUGUAUCAAUCAAGACUGAAUUGGGUGUUGAUGAGUUGAAGGAUAGAGUGCACGAACUACUAGUUGCUCAGUCUACAAGGAUCAAAGACACUACAAAUGAUGAAGAAAAUCGAGAAGCCUUAUGAGAAGAGCUUAUUCUCGAAUAGAGUUUUGAGUAGACUUGAUGAAGUUGGUACUAUGCAGAUGUUCAUAUAUGUCAAGGGAGCCAAGAAAACUCCGUCC